Messenger RNA from Austrofundulus limnaeus, 3484 nucleotides. It is a transcript of the gene cebpz, whose product is annotated as CCAAT enhancer binding protein zeta. The record is from RefSeq and is a predicted model, not a curated record. The coding region runs from base 64 to 3195 and encodes 1043 amino acids. Lineage: Eukaryota; Metazoa; Chordata; Actinopteri; Cyprinodontiformes; Rivulidae. The transcript is spliced from 17 exons. Gene Ontology annotation, cellular component: nucleus.
CUCACAGUCCUACAUCCGGGUCCGGGUCAGGGACCAGGAUUGGUUCCUCACGCUGAAACCAGCAUGGCAGCAAAGAACAGGAGGCGCAGAAUGUCCGACCCGGUUCUGCCCGAAGAAGAGGUUCUGGAGCAGGAGGAGGAAGGAGGUGAGGACGAGCUGAGCCUGGACGAGGUCCUACGACUCGGAGGGACUCGGGCGGACUACAUCCUGCUGUCUGCCGUCAGCGACUCCAACGAGCUCGUGGAUGGAGGGAAGAAAGGCGCCAUCGAUGACCUGGAGGAGGGCGAGCUGCAGGCCUUCAUCACCAAACUGGGCAUCCGGGCCUACGCUGAGCACCAGAACAUCCCAGACGGGCCCGAGGACGGUUCUGAUGGUUCCGACGGGCCCGAGGACGGAGGAGACCCUGGAGGCGAUGAAAAGGUCAAAGGUCAUCAGGCAGCGGCAGAUGAAGAACCGCCCACUCCUCAGAUCAAAGACAAGAAACCCAAGAAGAAGAAAAAAGAACCGGGUUCAUCCAAGACCAAGCAGAACCAGAACCUGUUUGAGUUCCAGCCCCGGCAGUUUCUGCUCAUCAGACCCAGAGUGAAGUGGUUCGAGCUGGAGUACGCCUCUGAGGGCUCGUCAGAACCACAGGAUCCAGUUCUGGUGAGUCGGUACCAGACUCUGGCCCAGCAGCUCUUCGAGUCCGAGGUGGACCUGUACAGAACCAAGAAGAACAUGCAGAAAGGAGCCAACUCAGCCUGGAUGAAGACGGUGGUGUCCUCUGGUGUGCUGGCCGACAGGAUGGCGGCCAUGACAGUUCUGGUCCAGGAUGCCCCGGUCCACUCGUUGGACCACGUGGAGACGCUGGUGACCCUGGUGUCCAAGAAGGGCGGGCGGAGGACGGGUCUGAUGGCGCUGGACACGCUGCGGGACCUGCUGCUGUCCAACCUGCUGCCGGAGCACAGGAAGCUCCGCCCCUUCGCCCAGCACCCCUUCCAGGACCUGGAGGAGCGGGCGGGCGGGAACCGGGACGCCCGGGACCGCCGCCUGGUCCUCUGGUACUUCGAGGACCGCCUGAAGGGCCUGGCGGCCCGCUUCGUGGAGGCACUGAGCGCCACGGCCCGCGACACGGUGCCGGCGGUCCGAACCAAGGCGCUAAGCUCCGCCUACCAGCUGCUGAGCGAGCGGCCCGAGCAGGAGCGGGCCCUGCUGGGCCAGGUGGUCAACAAGCUGGGAGACCCCGCCUACAAGAUGGCCGCCAAGGCCUCGCACCUGCUGGAGCUGCUGCUGCGGCGCCACCCCAACAUGAAGGCGGCGGUGUGCGAGGAGGUGGAGCGCCUCCUGUUCCGGCCCAACCUCGGCGCCAAGGCCCGGUACUACGCCGUGUGCUUCCUGAACCAGGUGGUCCUGAGCCACGAGGAGUCCGGGCUGGCGGCCCGCCUCCUCGCCCUCUACUUCUCCUUCUUCCAGACCUGCAUCAAAACCGGAUCCGUGGAGUCCAAGAUGCUCAGCGCCCUGCUGUCCGGCGUCAACCGGGCCUACCCGUACGCCGGCGCCGGGGACCAGAAGGUCAAGGAGCAGCUGGAGACCCUGUUCCGGGUGGUCCACCUGGCCCGCUUCAACACGGCCGUGCAGGCUCUGAUGCUGCUCUUCCAGGUUCUGGACUCGCAGCAGAGUCUGUCGGACCGCUUCUAUGUGACCCUGUACAGGAAGCUUCUGGACCCGGGUCUGUCAGGCUCCUCCAGGCAGAACCUGUUCCUGAACCUGCUCUACAAGUCCAUGAAGUCGGACGUGGCGCCGAGGCGGGUCCGGGCCUUCAUCAAGAGGCUGCUGCAGGUCGGCGCCGAGCAGAACCCCAGCUUCACCUGCGGGGCGCUCUUCCUGGUCUCUGAGGUUCUGAAGGCCAAACCGGGCCUGAAGGUUCUGCUGCAGGAGGCCGGGGUCGGGGAGGAUGAGGAGGAUUUUAAAGACCUUUCAGAGGACAUGAGUGAUGAAGAGGAGAAGUUUGUGGAUGCAGACAGAACCGAAGACGGGUCGGGUCCAGCAGGGGGCAAACCCACAGCAUCAUGGGUCCAUCACCAGAACCUGGAAGGACGCAGGAGUUCUCAGAACUACGACCCGCUGCACAGAAACCCGUUGUUCUGCGGCGCCGAUCACGCCUCCUUAUGGGAACUGCACAGGCUGGCUCAGAACUUCCACCCGUCUGUGGCGCUGUUCGCUAAAACCCUCCUGCAGGGAGACUCCAUACAGUACUCUGGAGACCCGCUCCAGGACUUCACCCUCAUCAGGUUUUUGGACCGGUUCGUUUUCAGGAACCCCAAACAGCUGAAGGGAAAACAAAACACAGACUCUGUGGUGCUGAGACCCAAACAGAGGACUCCUGUGAACCCCCUACCAGUCAACUGUCCCGAGUUCCUGUCCAGGGAUGAGAGUCAGAUUCGUGUUGAUGAAAUCUUCUUUCACCGCUUCUUUAAGAAAAGGCAGCAGGAGAAACAGAGCCGGCAGCCGAGGAGAGAUGGAGACAAUGAGAGCGUGGAGGACGUGGACGAUGACGAGUUUGAGAAAGUUCUGGAUUCAGCUGAAGGAGACUCGUACUUCACAGACGUGGCUGAAGAUCUGGACUUCGCUGGGAACGUGAAGGGGAAGACGGGGAAGAAGAAAGGGGACGAGUCAGACAUGGACGACUCAGAUGUGGACGAGUUGGACGAUGAAGAGGUGUCUCUGGGCAGCAUGGAUGAGGAAGACUUUGGUGACGAACUGGAGGAGGAAGGAGGAACCUUCAUGGAUCCUAAUGAAGAUGAUGAUCCAGAGCUGGAGGAGGAAGAGGAGGAGGGUGGUUCAGACGAGCAGAUGGACGUUCCUGAUGUGGUUCCUCAGUCCCAGAAGAAGAAGAGGAAGUUCUCUGAGCAGCGGAACCUCUCCGGUUCUUCAGGUUCCACUAAAGGAAAGAAGUUGAAGAAAGGAGCAGCAGCCAUGUUUGCUUCAGCUGAGGAGUUCGGCUUGCUUCUGGAUGAAAACACCAACUCCAGAUUCAGCAUCGGCCUGAACGCCAUGGCAACCAGUGAUAAAGCAGGUCUGAAGCAGCUUAAGUGGGAGGCUCAGAGGGACGCCUGGAUCCACGGCCGCGACGACAAGACUCUGCGCCGGAAGAAGACCUCCUUCAACAGGAGGAAGGCCGUGGGCUCAGCCCGGAAGUUCAGGAAGAGGAAGUAGUUCCUGACGCUGGACUCCUCAGUCCUGUUUGGUCGACCAGACCUGGCGGUCCAACUCACGGGUCCCGUAGACCCCGGCCAUCUCAUUGGAGCGAUAAUAAACUGGGACAGAAGCAGAAAAUCAGCUGUUUGUUCUGGAAAAGUAGAACUUUCUUUGUCUUCAGAAUCAAAGUUUUUAUGAAUAUCCUGGUUCUUCUGGGACCAAGUCCAGUUCUGAGACCUGAGUCCACAGUCCAGCUGAAAAACUUGUAAUAUUCAGUCUUUGUAAUAAAACUGUUAUGUUGAAGCUA